AUGGUCCGAGAAACCGGCCCCUACAAUUACAAUGACACCAACCGCGCCUUUCUCCAGGCCUUCAUGGGCCGCUCGACCAUGACCUUCGAGGAAGCCAAACCCGUAUUAGCUGCGAUCUUCUCAGCGCAUGAGAAACAACCCGUCUCCCCCGAGGAAAUCACCGAGGACGAACUACAAUCCUACAUCGCGACCGCCAACAACGCCAUCUCGCCCUUCGACCUCGAGAUCCGCAGUACCCUGCCGCAGAUAGAAGUUGACUCGAGCCAGACGACGGCCGUGCCCCCGCCGGAGCGGGUGUACGCGCUGGUGAACACGACGAGCGACGCGCUGACGCAACUGGCGACGACGUACUCGGCGGACGAGAUCGCCUACGUCAAGCGGUUGCUGGAUGCAAUGUUCGAGACGCAUAACACGCGCCGCUGCGAGGCGAUGGCGGUGAGUGGGAUGCAGGCGUUGCAGCUGGCCAAGGUUUCCGGGGACGGCGGCAGCCAGAGGAGAGAGUCCGGGUUGCAGUCGCAGACGAUGCUCACGCAGGGUGCCACGCAGCAGCCGGACUCGCAGGCGGUCGGUGGGGUGGUGCAGUCGUUGACGAUGUCGCAGGCGGAGGCGUUGCUGAAGCAGUUGGUCGAGGAAGGGUGGUUCGGGAAGAGUGGCAAGGGGUUUUAUAGCCUCAGUCCCCGGGGCUUGAUAGAGCUGCGGGGGUGGUUGGUGGCGACGUAUAAUGACGAGGCGGAGGGGAUUCGGAAGAUCAAGUUCUGUGCUGCGUGCAAGGAUCUGAUCACUGCGGGUCAAAGGUGUGGUGAUCGAGAUUGUCUGGGAAGAUUGCAUGAUCAUUGCAUGCGCCACUUCUUCCGGUCUCAGCAGGCUGAGGUCUGUCCGGUGUGUAAGGAUACUUGGCCGGGUAACAAGUUCGUCGGCGAGAGAGCAGUCACACAGUCUGAUCAGGAGCUGCACGCCCGGAGAAGAAGGAGCUCGAAUACCCAGCGGCCGAGUGAUGCAGCUGGGCCUAGCACCCGGCUUGAACUUACACCCGUGGAGGAAGAUGAAGGCAGUGACUGA
Molecule: messenger RNA, 1059 nt
Organism: Aspergillus aculeatinus CBS 121060
Lineage: Eukaryota; Fungi; Ascomycota; Eurotiomycetes; Eurotiales; Aspergillaceae
Product: non-structural maintenance of chromosomes element 1 family protein
Exons: 3
Coding region: 1-1059 (352 amino acids)
Biological process (GO): DNA damage tolerance; double-strand break repair via homologous recombination
Cellular component (GO): nucleus; Smc5-Smc6 complex
Molecular function (GO): ubiquitin-protein transferase activity
Source: RefSeq, a predicted model, not a curated record